Messenger RNA from Pollicipes pollicipes, 1120 nucleotides. Its product is annotated as peptidyl-prolyl cis-trans isomerase. Gene Ontology annotation, biological process: protein peptidyl-prolyl isomerization; protein folding. The record is from RefSeq and is a predicted model, not a curated record. Bases 95 to 985 code for a protein of 296 amino acids. Lineage: Eukaryota; Metazoa; Arthropoda; Thecostraca; Pollicipedomorpha; Pollicipedidae. The transcript is spliced from 5 exons. Gene Ontology annotation, cellular component: cytoplasm. Gene Ontology annotation, molecular function: cyclosporin A binding; peptidyl-prolyl cis-trans isomerase activity.
GGCGGUGCGCGCCCGCGGCAAGGUCAAGGAGCCGGCCGGUCACCUGUCGCGCGGCAACGCGGCCAACAUCAUCACCACGCCCGGCGCCAGCUCGAUGCCAAAGACGCCCCUGCAGGACAGCUGCGUCAUGUGCACCAGCGACCAGUCGCCGAAGAACCGGACCGAGCGGGUGCGGCGCGUCAUCCACCGAGUGACGGCCGUCAUCGACGCCAGCCCCGACUCGUCGCCGGUGGCCAGCCCGAGCCAGAGUCCGUCGCCGGCGAGCGGCGCCGCCCGCAGCGGCCGCCGCCACCGCCACCUGCUGACGAGGAUCGACGCUCUGGCCACGCCACGCCGCCGCUACAGCGAGCAGGCCGACAACCAGGUGCGCGCGGUGCGGCCGACCUGGCGCCAGGCGCCCGGCGAGCUGUACCAGCGCGCCAUGCGCGGCGCUGCCUGCCGCAGCUGCAACAUCGUGCGCACGCCCUCGCCGCUCUCCGCCAACCCUUUCGCGUUCAUGGACAUUGAGGCGGACGGCCGCCAGCUGGGUCGGCUGACCAUCUUGCUGCGGGCCGACCUGGCGCCGCGCACCGUCGAGAACUUCCGCUCGCUCUGCACCGGCGAGUACGGCUUCGGCUACAAGGGCACGCUGUUCCACCGGGUGAUCCCGCGCUUCGUCUGCCAAGGCGGUGACGUCACAUUCGGCGGCCGCAACAGGCAGGCGCCGCUCUCCAUCUACGACCGGCUGUUUGAGGACGAGAGCUUCGAGAUGAACCACAGCGAGCCAGGCGUUGUGUCCAUGGUGAACAACGGGCCCAACACCAACGGCACGCAGUUCUUCAUCUGCGCCGCCAAGAUCACCUGGCUGGACGGCAAGAACGUGGCGUUCGGUCUUGUCACAGACGGACUGCAGGUGCUCAGAAAGAUCGAGGCCCUGGGCACAUCUCAAGGCGUGCCUCUGAAGCGCAUCGUUGUACACAAAUGCGGACAAAUCGUCAACGACUGAGCAGAUCACGUCGUUAAGCUGCAGUCGCUGAAAGCCACUAUCACUGUGGGAGGUCCUCAGAAAACCGUUUGGUUGGUCGCGUCCUGUCCCGCGCUAUAAAUGCGAAAAUAAAUUAGAAGCGGAGCAUCCUGGGAG